ACAAGUUACCACCAAGUAUAUUAGAACGAGCAUAUAAACAAUUACUUAAUCAAAAAUGCAAUCCAAUUUCACCAGAUCAAAUUAUAGAAAAGCAUGAUCAAAUUGAAAAUCACUUGCGUAAUGCAUUAAAAGUUUAUGAAAGAUACAAAGCUCGCAAUAAAAAAAAACCAUCAUCUACUUCGUUAUCGAUAAUUUUACCUACUAACAAAUCCAAUCCACUUGUGCAUAGCUCUGAUGAUAUGAUCACGCAAAAUUCAGAUCCUGUAGAAUCUAUCUUAAAAGAUAUGGAACAAUUGCUAGAUACAAAGUCUUAUGCUUCACAGAAUAAAUCUCUGAAUAUUACUUAUACUGAGGAAGAAUUUAAUGCAUGA
Ambispora leptoticha is the source of this 371-nucleotide messenger RNA. The record is from the annotation of a GenBank genome assembly. NCBI's taxonomy places the organism in Eukaryota, Fungi, Glomeromycota, Glomeromycetes, Archaeosporales, Ambisporaceae.